UGGAAAUGACGUCAUUAGCGUUCGACAGAGCAAAGCGGCAAGCGUCAAGGCUCAUAUCUGUUCACAGAUUUAUACAGAUCUUGAGGUGAGUGGGCAGUUAAAAUAACAUGGCCACCCAGCGUGUCCUCCCACAAAGUAAAGAGACUCUUCUUCAGAACUACAACAAAAGGCUAAAAGAUGACAUCAGGUCCAUCUUGGAUAACUUCACGGAAGUCAUCAAAACUGCCAAGGUAGAGGAUGAAACACAGGUUUCCAGGGCAACACAAGCAGAGCAAGACCACUAUGAAAUGCACGUCCGAGCUGCCAACAUUGUGCGGGCCGGUGAGUCUCUGAUGAAACUGGUCUCUGAUCUGAAGCAGUUCCUGAUUCUGAAUGACUUCCCUUCUGUAAAUGAAGCCAUUAGCUUGCGCAACCAGCAGCUGCGGGCAUUGCAGGAGGAAUGCGACAAGAAGCUCAUCUCUCUGCGGGACGAGAUCGCCAUAGACCUGUAUGAGCUCGAGGAAGAGUAUUACUCCUCCAGGUACAAAUAGUGUCCCCAGAGACUCUGCUAACCGGUAGUUGAGUCUCAUAAUGUCCAACACACAUACAUAAACAUACACAUAAUACAUACCUUUGUGCCUUAAGAAGAAUAGUUACCCAUGAAGAUUCAACAGCAAGGAUUCUACAUGCCUGUGGUCAUCAUACUUAUCCCAGUGUUAUUCUUGAACACUAAAAUGCCCAUGUUUCAUUCACAUACCUUAGUGCCUUGGGUAUGCUAAAUUGCUAAAUGGCAUUUAUUACCAGUAAUGAUGUUUUGCAUAAGAGUAAUAUAUGUUUAGUAUACUAAAAGCUGGAGGAAAUUGUGUCCAAAGUGCCUUAUUUUAAAAGAGGUCUUGGUAGUUUGCUAUUGAUAUUCAAAUGUCUUUAAGGGAAUACUCCAGCGUUUUUAAAGCUCAUCUAUAUUUGCUUCAUCUGUAUUAUACAGUUACCACAGACAACCAUUUAGACACAUUUUCUUGUACCUAAUAAAGAAUAGAAAAGCUAUCGAUUCAAAGCUUCCCUGUUAUAGAAGGCUUUCGGCAGUCGCUGCAUUCUGUAAGUAACACUGGGUUCAUAAUUUUAACAAUAAAUUUAAUUAAGAAAAAAAUGAUGACUAUAAUUAUGUUGUUGUACUGUUUACUAAUCACACUACAGCUCAGAGGCAGGAGGUGUACCGGAAUGAGAUGUCGAUUGGUGCUAAUAGUUUGCUAAACCUUGGUGUUCUAAUGCAGUUACAUUAGAGGGUUUAAUUAACACACCAUGUCCAUUCUCCACUAUGCUUUGUCACAUCUCCUCAGUGCACAUUGUUGCAGUUUUGUAUUGAGAUAUCAUAAUGUCACAAUGCAUUGUUAAACCUUUAACAUUUGUGAGAUGAGCUGUAAAUCUGUAUAAUUUAUUCUUUCAGAGAUGGGAUUAGUUUUCCAGAGAGAAGAGUGGUAGUUAAAAACAUAGUGGUGUGAGUGGAGUGGAGUACAUGUAUAUCAGAAACAUAUGAGAAAUGGAAAGUAACUUGAUUUGCUUUUUUCUGUGUUGUUCCAGUGUUUUAAAACUUUAUAACAGCAGCUUUGGUAAGACAUUGAAUGCAUUUAUAUGCACUUGAAAAUCAGAUUUUGGCAGUAAUCUGAUCAAUUUUACAUGCACAUGAGUAAUCAGAUAAUCAGUAAUUUCUGCUUUGCAACCAGCCAAUAAACUCACAGAAGAGGAUGUGGCAUAAACAUAAUAUAAAACCCAAACUUCAUGCUGAUGACUUUUUUUGCAUUGCACCACUUUACCUGAAAAUAUGAACAUACAUAAUUUAGAAGAUUUAGAAUAUUGAAAUCCUUUAUUUCGUGUUUGGUUUCGCCGCUGCUCCAAAAGUGUUUUGCUGUGUCUUACGACAUUCACCAUCUGUUCUCACAGGUACGCAGAUGGAAAUCAAGAGUACUAGUAUACCUGCACUAAGAAAUCUAAUUACUAAGCUAAAAUUUGUCUGUCUUUAUCGGAUUUCUAGAAUAUGGUAUUUACAUGAUCAUUUGAAUUUGGAUGCUGCAGAAAUUCAAUUAUGAUCAGAUUAUUGAGUGCAUGUAUAUGCACUCAUUUCCUCAUGUUACCUAUUCUGAAUGUUUAAUUACAGAAUUCAGCACCUGCCACUGGGUUAGAUUUGAGCCAACAGGGUUUCUGCUCUUUUAAAUAUGCUGAAAUUACUGUCUGUGGUAAUUGAUAGGACAUAAUAAAUGCAGCAGAUAGGCAUCAAGUUGAAAAACGUUGGAACAUUCUUUUAAGGGGUAGAUGCUUUUAAUAGGUCAAGUACAUACCAAGAUUUCACAGUUUAUGAUUCUGUGUUGUGUAUAUAAAGGUGAUAUUUGUGAUAUGUUAUGCAUUUUAUUUUUUAUAUGCUGUGCUGGUGAAUUAGACAAAUCAAUGUUGUAAUGCACAAAGAAAGUUCACAUCAAAGCAUAUUUUAAUAACGUGGAGUUUUAGAUUUGUAACGGACUCAACAGACCAAUCAGGUUGAUUAAAACAAGUAAGUUAUGUGACAGUGAUUUUUUUCAUUUUAGUUGAUGAUUUUUAUGUAUAAGAGAUUGUAACUGUCCUGUUAGAAUCAACUUAAUGAACAUUUGUAUAAAGUUACAUUGUGGCUUGCGCUAUUAUAGCCCAUUAUAUUACGUUUUUUUUUUUUCUUCUAAAGCAGAGAUGACUUUUUUUCUUUUUCAACUGGAAACAAACAUUGUCUCGUCACAUUUUCAAACAGAGUAGCUUAAUGAGAGAUGCUAGCAAAUCCAUGGGUCAAAUCCAUUACUGUUCAAAAUGUAUUAGAAUGUUUUCCAUUUUUUCCAGUCUAAUUGGUCAUGUUAAACUUUACAAAUAAAGCAGAAAGGAAAGAGAGCAA
Pygocentrus nattereri (red-bellied piranha) is the source of this 2887-nucleotide messenger RNA. It is a transcript of the gene med22, whose product is annotated as mediator complex subunit 22. The coding region runs from base 108 to 530 and encodes 140 amino acids. Gene Ontology annotation, cellular component: mediator complex. Gene Ontology annotation, molecular function: transcription coregulator activity. The record is from RefSeq and is a predicted model, not a curated record. Gene Ontology annotation, biological process: regulation of transcription by RNA polymerase II. The transcript is spliced from 4 exons. NCBI's taxonomy places the organism in Eukaryota, Metazoa, Chordata, Actinopteri, Characiformes, Serrasalmidae.